Olea europaea var. sylvestris is the source of this 1544-nucleotide messenger RNA. RefSeq names its product E3 ubiquitin-protein ligase SINAT5-like. Gene Ontology annotation, biological process: ubiquitin-dependent protein catabolic process; multicellular organism development. The transcript has 3 exons. The record is from RefSeq and is a predicted model, not a curated record. NCBI's taxonomy places the organism in Eukaryota, Viridiplantae, Streptophyta, Magnoliopsida, Lamiales, Oleaceae. Gene Ontology annotation, cellular component: cytoplasm. Gene Ontology annotation, molecular function: zinc ion binding; protein binding; ubiquitin protein ligase activity. Bases 235 to 1185 code for a protein of 316 amino acids.
UCAAGAAAAGCACCUUCAAGGAGAACAGCACACCCCCAAUGCCUCGAUCCCACUCUUUCUCUGUGCGUGGCAAAAUUUAGAAAAAAAAGAAAAUUCGCAUAUUUUUCACUGACAACAAAGUCGAACCCAUCACAGAUAAAACUCGUCAAGAAAAACCCAUGUAGUACUAUCGAUAAUGUAUAAUAAUUGAUCUAGAAACUCAAAGAAAGAAUUUUUAUUUUUUGAUUUGCAAUAAUGGAAUCUAGCAUUGAAUGCAUCUCAUCCUCUGAAGGGAUGAAUGAAGAUGAAAUCGCCCACCCCCAUCCAUAUUCUAGGUUUUCUUCUUCGAAACAAUCUAAUAAUCUCAACGGUAUGGUGAUUAAUCCCGCUACCAGUGUCCACGAGCUUCUUGAAUGCCCAGUUUGUACCAAUUCUAUGUACCCUCCGAUCCAUCAGUGCCACAAUGGGCAUACACUCUGUUCCACCUGUAAAGCUAGAGUUCACAACCGAUGUCCUACUUGUAGACAAGAGCUUGGUGAUAUAAGAUGUUUAGUGCUAGAAAAGGUGGCUGAAUCGCUUGAAAUUCCUUGCAAGUAUCGUUCCUUGGGAUGCCCUGAGAUCUUCCCCUAUUACAGUAAGUUGAAACACGAGGCUCUUUGUAAUUUUAGGCCUUACAACUGUCCCUAUGCUGGAUCGGAGUGCUCUAUUGCAGGAGAUAUUCAAUAUCUGGUUGCUCACUUGAAAGAUGAUCAUAAGGUGGAUAUGCAUACUGGAAGCACAUUUAAUCAUCGCUAUGUUAAAUCAAAUCCGCGAGAUGUAGAGAAUGCCACGUGGAUGCUGACUGUUUUCCAUUGUUUUGGUCAGUAUUUUUGCCUACAUUUCGAAGCUUUUCAACUGGGUACUGCUCCUGUUUACAUGGCUUUCCUCCGAUUCAUGGGAGACGAGAUAGAGGCUCGAAAUUAUAGUUACAGCUUGGAAGUUGGUGGAAAUGGUCGGAAACUUAUAUGGGAAGGCACCCCUCGUAGCAUCAGAGAUAGUCACAUAGAAGUUCGAGACAGCCAUGAUGGCCUGAUUAUACAGAGUAACAUGGCACUGUUUUUCUCGGGAGGAGACAAGAAAGAGCUUAAGCUUCGUGUAACAGGACGAAUAUGGAAGGAACAGACAAACCCAGAUGGUGGAGCAUGCAUACCCAAUCUCCGCAGUUAAGACUGCUCGUGCUCGAGUGUAUCUUCAACAUUCUGGAAAAGGUGUACGUGUAUCUGGUCAAGUUUUCAGUUCGUUUCCGAGCUUACCCAUCCACUUCUGCUGAUAUUGUAAGAACAACGCCAUCUACCUUGGAAGCUGGUGUCACUAUAUGUUUGUAUCCUUUUCACUUGCUAAUCAUUCCCACAAGCGGGCAUCCUCUCGUGCAAUAUGUAGAGAGUUUACAAAUUUGUGCUGUAUUCAGUUCAAGUAUUUUCUUUAUUUUGAAGGAAUGUUAAUUAUUCCAAACUGCAUUAUGUAUCAGUGUGCUAUUUGUUGGAAACAAAAUCAAAAGUAAAAUCAGCUUUUUUGAAAGUUAGAAA